This is a messenger RNA of Pipistrellus kuhlii (Kuhl's pipistrelle), 1695 nucleotides long. It is a transcript of the gene NSG1, whose product is annotated as neuronal vesicle trafficking associated 1. Gene Ontology annotation, molecular function: clathrin light chain binding. The transcript has 4 exons. Gene Ontology annotation, biological process: G protein-coupled dopamine receptor signaling pathway; endosomal transport; clathrin coat assembly. The coding region runs from base 22 to 579 and encodes 185 amino acids. The record is from RefSeq and is a predicted model, not a curated record. Gene Ontology annotation, cellular component: membrane; endosome. Lineage: Eukaryota; Metazoa; Chordata; Mammalia; Chiroptera; Vespertilionidae.
CGCAGCCCGGUCCCCGCAGCCAUGGUGAAGUUGGGGAGCAAUUUCGCGGAGAAGGGCGCCAAGCAGGCGCUGCUGGAGGACGGCUUCGACACCAUCCCGCUGAUGACGCCCCUGGAUGUGAACCAGCUGCAGUUCCCGCCGCCGGACAAGGUGGUCGUGAAAACCAAGACCGACUAUGAGCCCAGCCGCAAGAAAGGCAAAGGCCGCGCCCACAGGAUCGCCGAGUUCACGGUCAGCGUCACCGAGAGCAUGUCCGAGAGGUUCAAGGUCUCGGUGCUGGUCUUCAUCGCCCUGGCCUUCCUCACCUGCGUCGUCUUCCUGGUCGUCUACAAGGUGUACAAGUACGAGCGCCUCUGCCCCGACGGCUUCAUCCUCAAGAACACGCAGUGCAUCCCCAACGGCCUGGCGGCCUACUACGCGGAGCAGGACCCGCACUCCCCGGACAAGUUCUACGCCGUGGUGAACCACUACAACCUGGCCAAGCAGAGCGCCGCCCGCCCCGUGUCGCCCUGGAUGUCCGUGCUGUCCGAGGAGAAGCUGUCGGAGCAGGAGACCGAGGCCGCGGAGAAGGCAGCCUAGCGGGCGGGCCGAUCUCACGGGGCCGCCCGCAGGCAGCGGAGCGACUCAGAGGGACAUGUCAUUAAUUGUAACUACCGAUAAUUUAGAGGUUACUCAUUAUGGUGCAACCGCUUCCGUCCGCUAACGCUGCUUUGCAAACACGACUUGCUGCAGCCCGCCCCGGCGUCCCCGGCAGGGCCUGCCCGGGGUGCUGGCUGCUCCCCGCGGGAGGGGCCUUCACGUGGCGACUGCGCUGCCACCUACGGGAUGCGGCCAAAACACACGUGUACACUGGAUGUGCGAGGGGUUCGGGUUUCAGACAAAUAACAGUUGCGGAAUUCUUCUUUUUAAUUCUCACCUGGGGCUAUGCUUUUUAAAUUGAUUUUUAGAGUGAGAGAGAGAGAGAGAGAGAGAGGAGCAUCGAUGUGAGGCAGAAACAUCGAUCAGUGUCCUUAGUGCUCGCCCUGAGCAAGAAUCCAACCUGCAGCCUCUGGUGCACGGAUGCCGCUCCCACCAGCUGAGGCCCCUGCCUGGGGCUGGCAUUGCUUCCUUAGACACCUGUGUUCCUGGACCCCGUGCCCCGGCCACAUCUAGAGGGUGCCCUGCUUUGCUCAGAGCAAGCCGUGCUCCCGCCCCGUGGGGCGGCACCAGUGGGAGCCCAGCAGAGAAGGACGGUGCCACCAGGUCACUGAGUGCCUGUCGCUGUCAGUGUGGGGGGGGGAGGGAUGGGGAAGGGGUGCCGGGGCCACGGCUGCAGAGCGCCAUGACCCUGUGGUUGUCCUGCUCGUGAUGUGUCGGUUGAACAGGAGCGCAGCCCCCGGGGCUGUCAUGGAAACUCGUGCACCGAAGGCCCCGCUAACGAGUUGGCUCAGACACGAAGCCGGGUGGGAAAGGGAAAGUUCGCAGCUGGAGGCCUCGGCGCUUCAUUCUGAGGAACAGACCUAACUCCUUCCAGUCAGCAGGCAGAAAAGGGGGGCGGGCGGGGGGGCACCUCGCAAGUCCAGUUACAUUUCAGCUCACCACCUUUGUAAGAAUAUCGUUUCAGCCCGAAUCUUGACAUUAAAGUCUAUGUUUGUAACAUUGUCAGUUAGAUAAGUAAGUGUGUAAGACGAUUAAAUAGAAGACAUUCAGACACUC